AUGGAGGUCGCUUGUACCUCCAUGAUCCAUGCGGCUACUCCCCAUUUUCUCUGGCCGUUUGCGGUCCGGCACGUUGCGCAUCAGCUCAACCUCUGGCCCCGUGUCUCCUUGUCGGAGACCUCGCCCACAUUGCGUUGGACGGGGGAGGUUGGCGAUGCGUCGCGGUUCCGGGUCUGGGGCUCUCAUGCCUUUGUCCGCGAUACCAACGCGGACAAGCUCUCCUCUCGUGCCAUUCCCUGCGCCUUCCUUGGCUUUCCCCCUGUCGCGCCCUGGCUGGCAGUUUUACCACCCCACCUCGCGCCGUGUCUUCCCUUCUCAGGACGCCACGUGCUGCUGGAGGCGCUGGCCCUGGAGCCGCUGGAGCUGGUGGCACUGGAGCUGCAGACACUUGUGCUGGAGUCGCUGGACGUGGAGACACCGGAGUUGGAGGUGCUGGAGCUAGAGCCCUUGGAGGAGCUGGAGCUAGAGGCCAUGGAGCUGGAUCCGCUGGGGCUAGAGAUGCUGGAGCUGGAGGUGCUGCCGCUGGAGGCGCUCAAGCUGGAGGCGCUGGAGCUGGAGACACUGGAGCUGGAGCCAGUCUCCCUUACAGAGCGUCGUGAGCCUGCGUCUCGUCCUGUCUCCCCUGUCCGCACUGUUCGCACUGCUCGUCGUGUCCCGCGUCCGCGUCCUCCUCCUGUGCUAGGUACUCACACUAUGGCACUUCGUCCUUCCACUGCUCCACAGCGUGUCCCUCUGCCGUCUCCUCCUGCAUCCUCUCUUCCUGAGAUUCCCCACCCUGAGUUUGACCGCGUUCGUGCUGCCAGCCCUACUGUCACGCACUACGCCGCCAGUCUUGUUGCUGAGUCUGAGUCUGUCUGUUCUCCGUCCGUCGGGGGUGAGUGUGCUCUUGGCACAGACGUCCUUGAGGACAAGCAGGAGGACUUUGAGUCUUUUGCAGCUGCUGUACCUCAUCUCGUGGCCUGGCUGCUUGCACCUGAGGGAGACCCGGAUGCACUGGACAUCCCGACCCCGCGCUCUUACGCAGAGGCGAUUACGGGUCCCUACUCCUCUUAG
Messenger RNA from Closterium sp. Yama58-4, 1053 nucleotides. NCBI's taxonomy places the organism in Eukaryota, Viridiplantae, Streptophyta, Zygnematophyceae, Desmidiales, Closteriaceae. The record is from the annotation of a GenBank genome assembly.